AUGUUCCCAUGGCUAGCUCAUGGCCAUAUAUUCCCUUAUCUCGAGCUAGCCAAAAGACUCCUCAACAGAAAAAACUUCCACAUCCACCUGUGCACGACCGCCGUCAAUUUCCCCUCAAUCCAAGACUUCAUUCUCAAAAACUCGCUUCAACACUCCAUAGACUUGGUUCAACUCCAUUUGCAGCCAUCGCCGGAGCUUCCCCCGAACCACCAUACCACCAAAAAUCUCCCCUCGAACCUCAUCCCCUCUCUCCUAAAAUUAUUACAGACAUCAGAACCCAACUUUUCAGACAUCGUCAGCACGCUAAAUCCCGACCUCGUGAUCUACGACGUUUUCCAACCGUGGGCCGCCAGAAUCGCUUCGUCCAAGAGCAUCCCGGCCGUCCAUUUUCUCCCCCUCCGAACUGCCACCACAUCCUACGUCUACCACCACCACUCCACCGAACAAAACUUCCCUUUCCCGGAACUCCAUCUGUCCGACCACGCGAAGGAGAGAAUGGACUCGUUCGUCGAGUUUCUAAAGGACAACAUCUUUUUCGAGGGCCGAAACUCUUUCAUCAACUUCGAGCUCUCGUCGGGUGUUGUCCUGCUGAAGACGUGUCGCGCGUUGGAGGAGAAGUACAUCGACUACCUCUCCGGAGCCUUCCGGAAGAAACUCCCGGCCGUGGGCCCGCUCGCAGCUUGGAGAUUCUGCGGUGGCUCGACGUGCUUCCCGUCCAAGGAAGAGAUAGCGGAGAUAGCGAGGGGGCUCGAGGCUUGCCGCGCAAGCUUCGUGUGGGUGGUUCGGUUCCCCUUGAGGAGGCCCUUCCGGAAGGGUUCCUCGGGAAAAGGGGUUGGUCAUGGCAUGCCGAUGAAGCUCAACAUGUUCGUAGAUGUUAAGAUGAUGGUGGAUGCCGGUGUUUAUGUGGAGGUCGAGAGGAAAGGGAAUAGUGAGGGGUAUAAGGGAGACAAGAUAGCGAACGCGAUAAAUGAAGUGAUUGUGGAGAAAACGGGAGAACGGAUGAGGGGAAAGGCGCUUGAGUUGAGCGAGAAGAUGAGGGUGGAAGAAGAGGUGGAGAUGGAUGCAACGAGUGAGUUGUUGUGGGAGCUUUGUUUACAAGCUAAAGUUCAAAAGGAGUGA
This is a messenger RNA of Striga asiatica, 1119 nucleotides long. NCBI's taxonomy places the organism in Eukaryota, Viridiplantae, Streptophyta, Magnoliopsida, Lamiales, Orobanchaceae. The record is from the annotation of a GenBank genome assembly.